UUCAGCAGUGCUCGCCUGUCAUGACUCAAGACCAUGUAGCCGACUUGACCGCUUCUCCAAGACUCCAACUAAGACGCCGUCUGACUCUGUCCCCCCUUGACCUUUCCCCUCUCGCUCCAGGCCCGAUCGCAGACUGUACACUGCAUGUAAACAUCCAUGCACAAUGCAGCCCUCGUCGUCGCCGGACGCAUCGGACGCAGCAGCGAAGCGCGCAUUCGCCUGCGAGAGAUGCUCCCGUCGCAAACAGCGCUGCGACCGCACCAUCCCGCUCUGCGCACCGUGUCGCCUAGCCCGGGCCCUCUGCCGCAGCUCGUCGCGCGAGGAGGCCGUCAUCCAGGGCAAGGACAGCGAGGUCACCCGCAAGGGGUACGUGACCCUGCUGUUGGAGCAGAUUGCCGCCGUCGAGGCCCAGCUCGAGGCGGAGACGACGCAGCAGCAGCAGCAGCAGCAGCAGCAGAGCCCUUCGCCAGCAGCGUCCGACUCGGACGCCCUCGCGCCUCCUCCGACGAGCAUGAACAUGUCCUUCCUGUCCCUGAGCGCCAUGGCGGAACCCUGCACGCGCGACGGCGAGUUCCUCAAGCAGCUGUCCAUCUCGCGGCUCAUCGCGGGCGUCACCGAGACGUACGGGGGGAACCCCGAGACGGCCUCGCGCGUGGGUUCCCUCUGGGACGGCAUCGCCAGCUAUCUUCGCCAUCCCGCCGGCGCCACGCAGCGGCUGCACAUUGCGCGCGACGAGGCAGACAAGGCCCUGCGCACCUACCUCGACGUCGUGGACUUUCGUUUUCCCCGUCUGCCCGUCGCCAAGGUCCAGCGCGGCAUCGAGGCGAUCGCCGCCCCGGACGAGGCCAGGUACCGCCAGACACUGGCCCGGGACCCUGCGCACAUCUUCAUGGCCUACGCGGUCAUCGCCAUUGUCCCGCUCGUCAGCGACAGCUACCCCAUCUCGCAGGGCUCUUGGGUCUCUGUGCACCUCCUGGGGAAGAGUCUCAAGGUUUUGGACCGCGUCUUCCACCAAGAGGACGGCGUGGACAUUGUCCAGUGCCUGCAACUCCUGGUGAUUCUGGCUAUCCAUUGUUCCACCGCCGGAUCCGCAUGGCACCUCAUUGGUUUCGCUAUGAACAAGUGUAUUGCCCUCGGGUACCAUCGUGAGGAUCCCAAGACGGUCCUGUCCAUACCGCAUACGGAGCUGCUACAAAGGAGAUGGGCUUUCUGGGGGUGCUACUUGCUUGACGUGCUCAUAUGCGCAGCGCUGGGCAGACCAUUGAGUAUCGAUGCGUCGUAUAUCACCACGCCCGUUCCAGAUGCUAUGGCAGAUGAUGUCGAGCAAGACACAGCGCUAUUUGCCCGGGACUCGCAAGCUCCCUCCUCAGUGCAAGGGAACGACAGCAUGAGCCCGCAAGAGUCACACCACGUCCAUCUGUUCCGAUACGCCAUGCUCCUGGCCUCCGUGAUCAGCGACACCCCGAGUAGCACCACGCGUCCCAGCCGAGGCACUGCCAGCGACUUUGAACACUUUCUGGGCAGGGCGCUACAUUGGCGGACCAGCGGCCCACCGCACGAUGACCCCUUGGUCCGUAGCAGCUAUCUCUUCCAGACCUCACUGUACAACACGCUCGUCCUGCGCAUCUCUGUCCGUGAGCUCCUUGCGGGGUUUGACUUUGAUGACGCCAGCAGUGAUGGACUCGCAGCGUGCUUCCGGCACUGGCCAGCUGAUGGAUGGGUAGUCGAGCAGAGACGGGUCUCGAGGCUCAAGCUGCCUAGUAUCUGCACUGCUGUGGCACGAAGCCUGAACCGGACACGGAUGAGUGGUCGAUCCUACCUGUCCCUGUUGACGGGGUACAGCGCUGUGACCAUGGCGCUGGCCUGCCUGUACUGCCUCGCCGUCCGUAUCCGACUACUGGCAGCAGGGGGACAGAACAGUGGAAGCCAGGGCACCGCCAGAGCAGACUCACUGCAUUUCUCUCCUGCGGCGUUUGGCGCAUCGCUCUACGAGAGCCCGGGGCAGGCCUGGCCUGCAUUCAACAAUCCCAGGACCUGGCGCAGCGCCGGCACGGGAGGCUCCCAGGACCAUGUCGUGUUGUCCGAUGAGUAUGGGCAACUCGAUAUGAUGCUGGGCAUCGCGAUAUCGAAGCUGGAUGUUGUGGGUCGCCAGUUUCCCCGUAUCCAUGAAUACAGGACCAUCGUACUCAACAUUCGCAGCUUUCUGGUGGCGCUGUCGAAGCAGCAGAUGGGGGAACUUGACGAGUCGUUACAGGAUCACAUUGACGCGGUCACGUCGUGUGCCAAGGACGUUGGGCCUAUACACCUUCAACAGCUGACGGCCGCGGUGGUUCACGUCUCGACAUGGAAAGAAUUGAACGACGCGAUUCACGUCAACUUCCCACAACCCAGCAUGAGCCCCAUUCUCUCCAACACGCCACCCAGCACGGGGCAACCCGCUCCCAAACCCCAGCUCUACAUCCUCAGCGACUUCCACCCCGAGGCCGUCCGGUAUGCCCAGUCCCUCUUCGACUGUGUGCUGUACGGCGACCCCCAGGGAGACGAGUGGCGUUCCCGCGCCACGGCCAUCCUGAUCAAGGACUACUACAUCACCGACGACGACCUCGCCGCCGCGCCGCAGCUCCGGGUCAUCGGCAAGCAGGGAGUCGGUCUCGACAAGGUGGACGUCGAGGCGUGCCGGCGGCGCAACGUCCAGAUCUGCAACACGCCAGGCGUCAAUGCCGGCGCCGUGGCUGAGAUGGCCCUGUGCCUGGCCCUGAGUGUCGCCAGGGAGGUGCCGCAGAUGGUUCUUCGACAGAGGGUGCAGGGCGAGGCAGUCAGGAAGGAGACUGUCGCCGGACUUUUGCUCUCCCGCAAGGUCAUCGGCGUGGUUGGUAUGGGUCACAUUGGCCAGGCGGUGGCCCGUAUGUUUGUCGGUGGUCUGCAAGCUAAAAUCAUCGCGUUCGAUCCAUACUUUCCCCAAGAGGGCGGCGGCGCGUGGGAUCAGAUUCCGCACCAGCGUGUCGAUGAUCUCGACGAGCUACUCGCCGCGGCAGAUGUAGUCACGCUGCACGUCCCCCUGACAGACGCAACGAGAGACAUGAUUUCUGCACCUCAGCUAAGGUGGAUGAAGAAGACGGCCAUAUUGAUCAACACGGCGAGGGGCGGCAUCGUCAACGAGGACGACCUGGCCGAGGCGCUGGAGCAGGGCUGGAUCUGGGGCGCGGGAUUCGACUGCCACGUCCAGGAGCCUCCAACACUCGAGAGAUACGAACGGCUAUGGAGCAGCCCGAGGUUCGUGGGCACGCCGCAUAUCGCUGCGGCCACGGACGAGACGCAGAUUGCGACCAUCAACGGCGCGAUAGACGGGGUGUACCAGUUCGUACAGACAAAGUGCAACGGCAAGACGGCAGCUAGACCAUAA
Emericellopsis atlantica is the source of this 3403-nucleotide messenger RNA. Its product is annotated as D-isomer specific 2-hydroxyacid dehydrogenase. Bases 164 to 3403 code for a protein of 1079 amino acids. The record is from RefSeq and is a predicted model, not a curated record. The transcript is spliced from 2 exons. Gene Ontology annotation, molecular function: DNA binding; zinc ion binding; oxidoreductase activity, acting on the CH-OH group of donors, NAD or NADP as acceptor. NCBI's taxonomy places the organism in Eukaryota, Fungi, Ascomycota, Sordariomycetes, Hypocreales, Bionectriaceae. Gene Ontology annotation, biological process: DNA-templated transcription; regulation of DNA-templated transcription.